This is a messenger RNA of Rosa rugosa (rugosa rose), 870 nucleotides long. Its product is annotated as stem 28 kDa glycoprotein-like. NCBI's taxonomy places the organism in Eukaryota, Viridiplantae, Streptophyta, Magnoliopsida, Rosales, Rosaceae. The transcript has 3 exons. Gene Ontology annotation, molecular function: acid phosphatase activity. Bases 39 to 824 code for a protein of 261 amino acids. The record is from RefSeq and is a predicted model, not a curated record.
UUUCCUCUCUUACCAAGAAUAUAAAAAAAAGAUACAUCAUGAAAAUGUUGCUAGUUCUACUCUUCUUCCUCCUAGUCACACUUGUAGCAACAACUCAAGCUUCAAAUGGAGCUAUAUCCCACCAGAUUCAUCUCCUCAGGCCACAAACUGGUUCCGGUGGGAGGCACGUCCCCGGCAUUUCAUGCCUGAGCUGGAGACUUGGUGUUGAAACCCACAACAUCGUUGGCUGGACGACUGUUCCAGCUGUCUGUGAAGGCUAUGUAGGGCACUACAUGCUAGGCCACCAGUAUAGACAGGACUCGAGAGCUGUUACUAAUGAGGCUUUGCUCUACGCUAAGAGCCUGAACCUUACAAAGGACGGCAAGAACUUGUGGGUCUUCGACAUCGAUGAGACUUCUCUCUCCAAUCUGCCUUAUUAUUCUCACCAUGGAUUCGGAGUAGAGGUAUAUAAUUCCACUUCAUUCGACGCCUGGGUCUUAGAAGGCACGGCCCCAGCUUUGCCUGAGAGUCUUAAACUGUACAAUAAGUUAUUGGCUCUUGGAAUUAAGGUAGCAUUCAUAACUGGAAGAGGAAUAUCUCGAAGAAGUGUCACAGAAAUCAAUCUCAAAUACGUUGGAUAUCACACAUGGGAAAAGCUUGUGCUAAAGAAUUCAUCUUAUUCUGGUAACACAUCUGCUGUGUAUAAAUCAUCGGAGAGAAAGGAACUUGAAAAGAGUGGAUAUAGAAUAAUUGGGAACAUUGGUGAUCAAUGGAGCGAUCUUUUAGGCACAAAUGUGGGCGACCGGACCUUCAAGUUGCCUGAUCCAAUGUAUUACAUUAGUUGAACAACAGUUUUUUUUUUUUUUUUUUCACUAGGUUGAAUAUUUUAUC